AUUAGCGAUGAGGCUAUUCUAUAUAUCAAAUAUGUGGUUCUUUACUCCGCAGAGCCGAUGGUCAUCUUAUUUGGGCUCGGUGCCAACAUCUUCAACAUCUUCGUCUUCACCAGAAUGGGGCUGAAAGACAGCGUCACUGUAUCCCUCUGCUCACUUGCGAUUUCUGAUAUAUGGUUCCUCUUAAUCCGCUCAAUGGUACCGUCUUCUCUCAUCAUUAUCCUUUUCCCCCGGGUGGCGCCGCGGACGAUCGAUAUCACAGACGUAGCUUAUGCCUGCUUCUGGUACAGCAUGGUCUUCUACGACACUUCGAUGCUGAUUCGCGUCUACACUGCCGUGACCCGAGCCUGCUGCGUGGCCAUUCCGUUGACCUUUAGGAACACGUUCACCAAAAAAGUAACAAUUUACGUGGUGGGUACUGUGUUUUGCCUAUCACUUGCGACUAGAAUGCCCCUCCUGGUGUGCCAGGGUUUUCAGAGCGUCUUCGAUAGCAAGGCUAACAUGACAAAACUGGUCCUUUCCUUUACCGCGCUGAGACCAGCGGCUCUCGCGGUUAGCGACAUCGUCAACAGAAACAUCAUCACGUGGGGAGCCAUCAUCGUCGUUCUCAUUUCCCUCUUUGUUUUAAAGUUAAAACUUGUGUCUGCGGCUAAAUUUAGACUUGGGGCUCAUAAUAGCAACGUGACGUCAGAGCUGAAGUCACGGAACAAAUCAAACGCACUAAAAUUCCUACACAAGCGAGAUAAAAAAGCAGAAGUGUCAUUGUCUUCCAGUGUGGAGUCAAACAGCUUCCUCGUCGGUAAAGAUCUCCAAGUUUUAAAAGUGGUCAUACUCGUGUCCGUCAUCUUCAUCUUUUGCGCCGUGCCACCAGCCGUGUCGGGUGUCAUUAGGCAACUAGUUCCAGAUUUCAACAUAGGCGGGCGCUAUGGCACUGUGUUUCAGGUCAUUACCACUGUUUUCGACUGCUGCUCCUACCUGAAUGCAAGCCUUAACGUAUUCGUCUACUAUAACUACAACACCAAGUUUCGACAA
Lymnaea stagnalis (great pond snail) is the source of this 1029-nucleotide messenger RNA. The record is from the annotation of a GenBank genome assembly. Lineage: Eukaryota; Metazoa; Mollusca; Gastropoda; Lymnaeidae.